CUCCCGUGCGGUUCGUGCAAAAGAAAAGACGCCAAGCAGAUUCUUUUCCUUGCUUUUGUUAUUUGUCCCGUCUUAAAUAGUUUUUGUGGCUGCUCUUGGCCACCCCCGAUACCAGCUAGUUGCUAUUGUCGCGAUGGCCGAAAAGUUAGAGGCUCGCGAGGCAGCGAUGAACGAGAAAAAGGUCUGUCGCUUCUGCCUGACGGAACAGAAGUUGGCCUCGAUUUUCGAGGAAAACGCGAGAGUGAAAACAACCGCCAAUCUGCCACUGCAGAUCAUGGCUAUUACGGCGAUCGAGGUCUACGCCGGUGAUGGAAUGCCUGGCCUUAUCUGCCUGGAAUGCCGUCUGCUGUUUGAGCACUGCUACCGCUUCAAGCAGAUGUGCAAGCGGGCGGAGACCCUGCUCCGGCAAUAUCCCUUGACCGGAAACUGGCCCUCGCCGCUGGAGAAGCCGCGUGCUCCCAUGAUGACGGUUGUACCCAAGAAGGUGGUAGUAAUUCCAGCACCAGCAGCCGAGACACCCGAGGCCCCUAAAAAGCUCCUUAAUACCAUGGCCAAGUCGAGCCAGGUGGUCAUCGAGAAUGUCCAGGUGAUGGAGACCAGUUUGGUGAAUCCGGUUAUUGUUACCUCACCGGUGAACCGCCGAUCUCAUGCCUACGAGUUGAAGGUGGAGAACAACCAGGAGAUUAACAUGGACGAUGUGCAGAACAUGCUGGAGGACAUGGCCCACGAACUUGAAAAGGAGUUUGAAAAAACAGCUCCGAAGGUAUUGCCCAAAAAACCCAAACUGUUGAACAAGUCAUCGAUUAGGAUACUGAACAAGGGACCAUCUGCUCCGGUGGAGCCGCGUAUUUCCACGCCCCAAGUCAAAAGGGAUGAGAGUGGCAACGUAGCUGUAGUGACCGAAGUUCUGGAUGCCGACAUUAAACUAGAUGAUCAGGAUGAUCCAACAAAGAACGCCGAAAAGGUGGCUACCUACGUAUUUCCGUGUCCCGAUUGCGAGCGCUCGUUUCCACUUCAGCAGCUGCUUGAGAUACAUCAGCUAAAUCAUACGCGUUCGCGCAGUUUCCAGUGUCCCCAGUGCGAGAAAAGCUUCUUCUCGAAAUACGACCUGGCCAAGCACAACUUUGUCCACACCGGUGAGCGGCCAUUUAAGUGUACCAUCUGCGGUAAGGCCUUUACCAGAAAGGCUCUGCUCCACCGCCACGAGCGCACCCACACGGAAAUCCCCAAGAUCAUCUGCGUGUACUGCGAGAAGCCCUUCAUAUCGCGCCAGGAAAUGGAGAAGCACGCCGAGCGACAUUUAAAGAAGCGUCCAUUCCAGUGCGGCGUUUGCACCAAGUCGUUUGCCUUCAAGCAAGGAUUGGAACGCCAUGAGGUUAUACACUCCUCCAACCUUCCCUUUCCCUGCCAACACUGCUCGAGGAGCUUUUCUACCGCCUCCAAGCUGGCUCGUCAUCUCGUGGCCCACGCUGGGAAAAGAGCCUAUCCCUGCAAGUACUGCCCAAAGUCGUAUUUGUUGUCCCACCACCUCUCCCGGCAUGUUCGCAUGCACCUGCAAACUACGGACGCCAUGUUCGUGUGCAGCGAAUGCAAGAAGUCGUUUAACAACUACAUCAACCUGUUGGAGCACGCGAGCGUCCACGCUCAUACGACCCUGAAGUGUCCAAUGUGUCGGGAGCAGAUCGACGAUAUUGACAGCGUCGAAGCCCAUAUGGAACAGCACAAGGGGAGUGAGCGUUUCGCUUGCGAGUUCUGCGAUCACAUCUUCUUGACACAGAACUGCCUGCAGAAACACAUCGAGGACGAUCAUGUGUUGGAGAUGGAGCCGUACCAAAACGAUGAAGAAGGCGAAGAAAGGGAAGAUAAUAUCGAACAAGAUGAAGAAAUGGAGGACGUAAAGCAGGAGGAAUUUGAGGCAGAGUAUUUGGAAGACGACCAUCUUGAUGAUGACCACCUCGAUGAUAGCGACGAGUCCUUCACGCCACCUACUAAGCAGCGAAAGGGGACUGCACCUAAAGUAAGCAAGCGCGAGUCCUCGCGCCGAACCCGAAGCCUUACUCAAAAAGUCUCACCAAAGGAAGUCGUUGUGAAGAAGGAAAUAAAGUCGCCACCCAAACAGGCACGCUCACUUGUAAAGAAUCGCAAAUCUGCAAUAUAAGUAACCAGAAAUUGUAUCUAUGUUUUAUGUUUACACAUUAAAAAGUCAAUGUAUUCCAA
This is a messenger RNA of Drosophila rhopaloa, 2217 nucleotides long. It is a transcript of the gene pita, whose product is annotated as zinc finger protein 3. NCBI's taxonomy places the organism in Eukaryota, Metazoa, Arthropoda, Insecta, Diptera, Drosophilidae. Bases 134 to 2158 code for a protein of 674 amino acids. Gene Ontology annotation, cellular component: nucleus. Gene Ontology annotation, molecular function: zinc ion binding. The transcript is spliced from 3 exons. The record is from RefSeq and is a predicted model, not a curated record.